Molecule: messenger RNA, 1599 nt
Organism: Pleurotus ostreatus (oyster mushroom)
Lineage: Eukaryota; Fungi; Basidiomycota; Agaricomycetes; Agaricales; Pleurotaceae
Exons: 6
Coding region: 1-1599 (532 amino acids)
Molecular function (GO): metal ion binding
Source: RefSeq, a predicted model, not a curated record
AUGGUCGUAUGCCAGUUCUUCCUGAGAGGAACAUGCAAAUUUGGUGACCAGUGCCGGAACGAGCAUCGUGCUCAGCAGCCUUCGGGAUUUGGAAACCAGACAUGGACAGCAUCGAAGGCUGCAGAGUCGAGCUACCCUUUCAAUGAAACAUCAAUGUUAAAUGACUUGACGUCCAUGAAGGACAAACCAUUGUGGCCGCUAUCAUCCUAUGGCGCGGCGAAGUACGAACCGAAUCUCAUCACGAGCCAGGAGGAAUCACCAGAAGAGCUGCGAGUGCGUGCAGUGACAACGCUGAAGGCCGGGAAUUCUGGUGAAUAUAUCAAAUACGAGACGGAGAAAAUAGCAGCUGCAGAACAGGUGUUUGCCAACGCUCGCAGGAAUAUUCAGGCGGCCUACAACCAAGCCGUAGAACUCAGCAAAACUGCCAAUGGUGCCGUUCUCGCUGGUCCCGCACCUGCUGCUGCGACUGCAAGUACAACAUCAGCAUUCGGUCAGCCUUCAGCGUUCGGUGGUGCCGCGACAUCUGCUUUCGGCGGGUCUGCGUUCGGCAAACCUGCGUUCGGACAGCCGGCAUUCGGCCAGAGCGCGUUUGGGAGUCAACCCGCCGCGCCGUCAGCGUUUGGUCAACCAUCAGCCUUUGGUCAGCCUUCCCAGCCUUCAUCCGCCUUUGGCCAGCCUUCUCAACCCCAAGCCACAUCCGUAUUUGGACAAACCUCGACCCCUCAGACCACAUCGUCGGUAUUUGGGCAGCCAGCGCCAACACAGCCUGCGUCGGCGUUUGGACAGCCACCAGUGGGGGCCACAUCUGUAUUCGGGCAACCUGCGCAAACGCAGUCGACAUCGGCUUUCGGUCAACCGUCACGACCUCCAACGACCUCAGCCUUUGGGCAGCCUGCGUUCGGUCAACCCUCCCAGCCCUCCACGACCUCGGCCUUCGGACAACCCUCCCAACCAGCCGCAACAUCUGCCUUUGGGCAGUCGUCUCUGAUCAAGCCCGCUACCGGUGCGUUCGGUGCGUUCGCCGGUAAUAACACGGCGAGUGCGUUUGGCGGCGGGGGGUUUUCCGCAUUUUCGGGCAAGCCGUCUGCGUUUGGUGCUGGGGCAAGUGGGGGCACCCCGAGCAACCCCACGAGGUCGGCUUUUGGACAGUCGGCUUUCUCGUCAGCGACUCCAGCGCAAGGACAAACUACAUCUGCGUUCGGAAACCCUGGAAGCGGGGCCGCCGCACCGUCAGCGUUUAGUGCUUUCGCUCAGCAGCCGCAACCGCAAACAGCGCCGGGAGGAGCAUUCAGUGCGUUUGCUCAAUCGACGUCCGCUUUCGCAAACUCGGGCGGCGCGUUUCGAACUCCAUCUAAUCCUGCAUCUGCAUUUGGAGCUCCAUCAAAUACGCCGACUACGCCAGCAAAGCCCGCACCGCCUGGACCGCCUGAUUUCGAACAUUUGCAGUCCCCGUAUAAACCCGGCGCGAGCCCCUAUGAUUCGCGUUUACCACCCAAUUACAUGGACAUGAUUCCCAAGGCCGCAUUGGAGGCGUUCAAGGCGAAGAGGUUUGAAUGGGGCAAGGUUCCGGAAUGGAUACCACCGAUAGAAUUGAGAUGA